UCCAACAAAACCAAGUUCUCCCUCCGGCGAAGGCCGAAAGAAGCAAUCAAACCAAAAUAAAGCUAGAAAAUAAUAAGACGACGACAGCAACCAGAACGAGAAGGAAGAAAUGCAGACCCUUUCUCUUUCUUCUACCUCCUCUGCAUUUUCUCUGUCUCUCCCGAACAAAAGAUUGGUCACUUUCAAGACGAAGUGUCAUGCUCCUCAGUCUUGUUACUCUUACCGCCGUCAACAGUAUUCUCACACUCUUCAGCUAAAUCAGCAACAACAGCCCGCCUCUACUUUUCUUGGCUUUAAUCCCUUAAGAGUUUCGGAAAAUGGCAAAAAGGUUGUGGAUGUGAUGAUGAAGAAGAAAAGGAGUCACGGGUUGAGUGCAGUUUGCUAUGCUGCCUCUCUUACUACUACUAAUCUCGAAUGGGUUGCUGCUGUUUGUACUGCAAUUCUAACGCUUUCCAGGGGCACUCCUAUUCACAAGUCAUUUCUUGUUCCUUUGUUCGCUUUACAAGCUCCUAACAGCAUUGUCUCAUGGAUCAGGGGGGAGUAUGGAUAUUGGACUGCAUUCUUGGCUCUUCUUGUCCGUCUCUUUUUCUCCAUCCCAGGGGAACUUGAGUUGCUUUUUAUAGCACUACUUCUGGUAAUUGUGGCACCCUACCAAGUUAUGAACCUAAGGGGAAAGCAGGAAGGUGUUAUUAUCUCCUUGAUAAUUGCGGCUUAUCUGGCUUUCCAGCAUUUCUCGCGGGCAGGUAGCUUGCGUAGAGCAUUUGACCAAGGUUCUGUCAUUGCCUCAUUAGCAAUCAGUUGUAUUGUUGUUGUGCCAUGCUUGCUCUUGAUCUGACUGCGAUAGGAGUUUGUGACAUGACUUCUAAGCAGUGUCCGUAGAUUAUCGACUGACAUACAGGAGCGAUGGACAAUGAAUAAUUGUAAUGUAGUAACUGAACCACUGGUUCGCUAUGUUGAAAAUGCUUAUUUUGGAGCUUAUAACUAAUGUUUUCUUAGUUUUAACUA
Molecule: messenger RNA, 1005 nt
Organism: Coffea eugenioides
Lineage: Eukaryota; Viridiplantae; Streptophyta; Magnoliopsida; Gentianales; Rubiaceae
Product: cold-regulated 413 inner membrane protein 1, chloroplastic-like
Exons: 6
Coding region: 110-835 (241 amino acids)
Cellular component (GO): membrane
Source: RefSeq, a predicted model, not a curated record